Amyelois transitella is the source of this 1273-nucleotide messenger RNA. RefSeq lists its product as uncharacterized. The transcript is spliced from 2 exons. NCBI's taxonomy places the organism in Eukaryota, Metazoa, Arthropoda, Insecta, Lepidoptera, Pyralidae. The record is from RefSeq and is a predicted model, not a curated record. Bases 1 to 1176 code for a protein of 391 amino acids.
AUGGACGCCGUCGAGAUAGCUUGUGUUAUUUAUUUUUACUCCCGAAAACAACGAAAGAAAUAUAAAAAAAGAUACUGGAUUCAUCCUUUACUAGAAACACGCAACGAAUUCGGCCAGUUCGCAAGUUGUUUUCAAGAACUGAAGAAGCACCAAGAUAAAUUUUUCGGCUAUGUUAGAAUGAGUGUUUCGUCAUUUGAAGAACUACUAACAGUUUUAUAUGACACCAUCAAAGGACAAGAUACUAAAUUUCGUGAUUGUAUCCAACCCGAAGAGAAAUUAGUAAUAACAUUAAGAUAUUUUGCAACAGGUUGUACAUUCACGGAACUACAUUAUACAUUCAAAAUUGGAGUAAGCACUGUAGCAGAAAUCGUACGAGAAGUUUGUUUUGCAAUUUGGUUUUGUCUGAAAGAUAUUUGUUUGCCUGAACCAAACAAAGACGCUUGGAAAAAAAUUGCCAAUGAUUUUUUUCAAAGAGCAAAUUUUCCUAACUGCUUAGGUGCUGUUGACGGCAAGCACAUACGAUGCAUUGCACCUAAUAACAGUGGCUCGAUGUGUUUUAAUUAUAAAAGUUUUUUCUCUUUGGUUUUAUUAGCAAUAUGCGACAGUAAUUAUAAAUUUGUUAUGGUUGAUAUUGGAGCUUUUGGUAAAUUCAGUGACUCGUCAAUAUUUCAAAAUUCGGUUUUCUAUGAAAAAAUGCAAAAAAACCAAUUGGAUAUUCCAGAGCCACAACCGAUUUCACAAAGCAGCGAGACAUGUAUCCCAUACGUAUUUGUAGGCGACGAGGCAUUUGCGUUAUCUACGAAUUUAAUGCGCCCAUACGCAAAAAAAGAUUUGGAUGAAACCAAAAGAACGUUCAAUUACAGGCUUUCUAGAGCAAGAAGAUAUGUAGAAUGCAGUUUUGGAAUUUAUGCAAACAAGUGGCGUAUAUUUCAUAGACCUCUAAAUGUUCAAUUCACUCUAGCAAAAGAUAUCAUAAAAGCUACUUGUGUCUUACAUAAUUUUGUAAGAGAUCGAGAUGGCUAUUGUUUCGACGACUCACUCAGUUGCCCUUUGCCAGAAAAUGUAACACAGGAAGGGUUAAGAAGGAACAAUAAAACUGCGUUGAGAUACAGAGAAUUGUUUGCCGAAUAUUUUAUGACUGAUGGGAAAUUAGAAUGGCAAAGAAAUAUGAUUUAACUGAAAAUAGACCUAUUUAUUAUGUUCUAAGAUGUUUAAAGUAUGUUUAGUUUCGUUUAAAAAUAUGUAACAAUAAUAAUAAAUACUUACCAAGACU